This is a messenger RNA of Equus quagga, 2103 nucleotides long. RefSeq names its product LMBR1 domain containing 1 (gene LMBRD1). NCBI's taxonomy places the organism in Eukaryota, Metazoa, Chordata, Mammalia, Perissodactyla, Equidae. Bases 133 to 1758 code for a protein of 541 amino acids. The record is from RefSeq and is a predicted model, not a curated record. Gene Ontology annotation, biological process: protein localization to vacuole. The transcript has 16 exons. Gene Ontology annotation, cellular component: vacuolar membrane.
UCGGCGGGGGACGCUGGGGCGGGGUCUCCGUGGCGACCGCUCGCUCCGCCCCUGCGCCCUCUUAACCUUUAGGGUGCGCGGCGCCCCGCCUCUCCCCGCCCUGCCCUGCCGGGACCUCGGCCGGAAGCGAAGAUGGCGGCGGCCGGCGCGGCCUCGGUGGACCUGGUGAUCGGCUGGUGCAUCUUCGGCCUCCUGCUCCUGGCUAUUUUGGCAUUCUGCUGGAUAUAUGUUCGUAAAUACCAAAGUCAGAGGGAAAGUGAAGUUGUGUCCACCAUAACAGCAAUUUUUUCUCUGGCGAUUGCUCUUAUCACAUCAGCACUUCUACCAGUGGAUAUAUUUUUGGUUUCUUACAUGAAGAAUCAAAAUGGCACAUUUAAGGACUGGGCCAAUGCUAAUGUCAGCAGACAGAUUGAGGACACUGUGUUAUACGGUUACUAUACCUUAUACUCUGUUAUAUUAUUCUGUGUGUUCUUCUGGAUCCCUUUUGUCUACUUCUAUUAUGAAGAAAAGGAUGAUGAUGAUACUGGUAAAUGUACUCAAGUUAAAACGGCCCUCAAAUAUACCGUGGGGUUUGCUGUGAUCUGUGCACUUCUUCUCUUAGUCGGUGCUUUUGUCCCACUGAGUGUUCCCAACAGCAGAAACUCUACAGAGUGGGAAAAGGUGAAGUUCCUGUUUGAAGAACUUGGAAGUAGUCAUGGUUUAGCUGCCUUGUCAUUUUCCAUUAGUUCUCUGACCUUAAUCGGAAUGUUGGCAGCUAUAACUUACACAGCCUAUGGCAUGUCGGCAUUACCUUUAAAUCUGAUCAAGGGCACCAGAAGCGCUGCUUACGAACGUUUGGAAAACACUGAAGACAUUGAAGAAGUGGAGCAACACAUUCAAACGAUUAAGUCAAAGAGCAAAGAUGGUCGACCUUUGCCAGCAAGGGAUAAACGUGCCUUAAAACAAUUUGAAGAAAGGUUACGAACACUUAGGAAGAGAGAGAGGCACCUAGAAUUCAUCGAAAACAGCUGGUGGACAAAAUUUUGUGGUGCUCUGCGUCCCCUGAAGAUCAUUUGGGGAAUAUUUUUCAUCUUAGUUGCAUUGCUGUUUGUAAUUUCUCUCUUCCUGUCAAAUUUGGAUAAAGCUCUCCAUUCAACUGGAAUAGAUUCUGGUUUCAUAAUUUUCGGAGCUAACCUGAGUAAUCCACUGAAUAUGCUUUUGCCUUUACUGCAAACAGUUUUUCCUCUUGAUUAUAUUCUUAUAACAAUUAUUAUUAUGUACUUUAUUUUUACUUCAAUGGCGGGGAUUCGAAAUAUUGGUAUAUGGUUCUUUUGGAUUAGAUUGUAUAAAAUCAGAAGAGGUAGGACCAGGCCCCAGGCACUCCUCUUUCUCUGCAUGAUUCUUCUGCUUAUUGUCCUUCAUACCAGCUACAUGAUUUAUAGUCUCGCUCCCCAGUAUGUUAUGUAUGGAAGCCAAAAUUACUUAGUAGAGAGCAACAUAACUUAUGACCACCAUAACCGCAAUUCAACCGUUUCUGUGCCAAAAAGAUGUGAUGCAGAUGCCCCUGAAGAUCAGUGCACUGUCACCCGGACCUACCUGUUCCUGCACCAGUUCUGGUUCUUCAGCGCUGCCUACUAUUUUGGUAACUGGGCCUUUCUUGGGGUGUUCUUGAUUGGCUUAAUCGUGUCCUGUUGUAAAGGGAAGAAGUCUGUGAUUGAAGGGGCGGAUGAGGACGACUCAGACAUCAGUGACGUGGAGCCCUCUGCCUAUUCUGCGUGACGGCUUCAAGGUUUCCUAAAGCUGGCUGAGUGUCUGUUAUGCAUUUUUAAAGUGUUAAACUAACAUUAGGGUGAACUGACUAGCUUUCAUCAAAAAUGGGAGCAUGGCUAUUAAAAAAACUAUAUUUUUUAUGUUUUCUGAAGUAACAUUAUUGUAUCAUAGAUUAACAUUUAAAAUUGCUAUAAUAAUACUAUGUAAAUAUAAAACUACUGGCUUUAUGAGGGGAUGUUUGUGGAAGUUUUUUUUUCCCUAGUGUAUAAUAGUGUUGAAUUGAUUAAAAAUCUUCCAGAAGUAAGAUUCCCUUUUGUCACUUUUUAAAAACAUAAUAAAUCACUUGUAUCUGUG